CCCGACCAAAGAAAUAUACGCUAGAAUAUUGUCGUAGUUGGCAACAUUGACAACCUUGAGACUCACUCGGGACUUACGCGCACCGCGCCGACUCAGUAACAUUGUGACGUGAGGAAAAGCAACAGGCUACAUGUCUAGUUUUUGUCCCACAUUAGAGGGGAAUUCUGAAUAAUGAUAAGGAUAUAAAAGCGAGGUGCUGCUCAACAUGCGCCAUACACAGACUCACAGAACGCAGCAAAUGAUGUAACAUCCACGCGAGUCGCUUCCAUCGGACAGCCAUUCCUCUCUGGCCGCCAUGGCCUCCUCCAUUCCGGCGCCGGCCACUUUCGCCAGGCUGCACCACACCAUGAAGUACAUUCAGCGCAUCCUGGCUGAAGUUCACAAAAACUUCUCUCUUCUGAAUAGAAGGAGCCUCGACGAUUUCUUUGAGCAGGAGAAAAGCAAGCAACGCUGGGCAAAGAGGAUGUUCGUCGACCACAGGGAUAUAAUAGAAUCGGACACCCCGCCGGAAGAAUUUGACUGCCAUCUGCUCUACAAGAUGAUAAAAUACAUGGAUAACUUGGCUAUAUAUAGUGACCCUGUCUGGGAGAGCAACAGUAUGGACUCGAUCGAGAGUUUGGUGCACUAUGUCUUCCGAGAGUGGGACGAACUAAAAGAGGGCUUUGCCUUGUCAGAGCAAAGCCUGAGCCACAGACUCGACAGCGUGCAGGAUGCCCUUGUUCGAAUUGUUACCAAGAUUGAAGGAAGAAAAGGCAUUGAGCUCAAACACUUGAAGGUAGACGUACACAAGGAGUUCAACUCAUCGCUAUCCACGAGUUUUCCAUACAUUUACAAAGUCUCGGCUCAACAUUCAAUACACCGCAUGCUAGUAUUAUUGUACAAACAGUUAAAUCAACUCAAUGGCAAAAGCGUGGAGGUUUACCGUAAAGAGAAAUUUGAGAUUAGAAAUCCACUAUUUGCAUUUACUCCCGCAGAAAAGAUGAUGUUAAGGAAAAACAUCUGUCCUGAAAAGAUGCCAAUCCGUCUGGUCUUUAAACUCCUUGAGCGUGUGUGUGGUCUGGAACGCCAGAAGGGCCCUGCGUGGAGUAAAAAGUCUGACAGAGUGGAGUACUUACUCACCUGUAUCAUUAAAAAUCACCAGGAAAUUGUAUAUAGUGCUCAGAAUCUCGAUUAUGACUGGCCCUACGAGCUUUUCCAGCUAUUUGAAAAAGCGUUAGAUGCAACUGUGAAAGUCACAGGCAGGAUGAGUCAAGAGAUUAUGAAGGAGAUGCCUGAUGAACCAGUCCAUCUGAAUGAAGCUUAUUCUUGUAGUGUUCUGUGCAAAACUCUCACCUCUUAUGACAGUUUUGGCACUAUAUCAGAGCCAGAACCUUCUUCACCUUCCAGUACCACUCCACCAGCACCACUACCGAGCCUAGAAAGUCUCUCUAUUGAAGAGAUUAAUAUUGCAUGUUUAUUCCAAGCUGUAUGUUCGAAGGGACCUGCAGUGAGGACGAUGGUCACCGUGUUCCGGUCAUUUAAAGGUGACAUUGCGAAGAUUAAGUCUGGCAAUAAGAAAAAAUUAGGCCUUACCCACGGCGAUGUAAAGAAACUUGAAAAUGGGGAACCAUUAGAAAAUUUAGACAUUACAUUGCUUUAUAAACUCAUACAGUCGGGCUGUGAAGGCUUAGCUCCCCAAAAUGAUCCUGUUUGGUAUACUCCAGGAGAUACACUGGAAUACCAUUUGUACUUAUUAAAAUAUGAAAGGAACACACUGUUCCAUUCCAGGGUUUCUCUACCUGAGAGAGAACUGAAAGAGAAACUGAGGAAAAUUUGGUGUAUACUGAAAUACAUUUUAGAGGAAACUGAAAGGCAAGCUAGGAUAGACUUGAAUGCUCAAAUAUCAGAAAUUCAGAAAGACAUUCUUAGGUUGGAGAAACCGCCUGUUCGACAGGCAGAUAUUGACACCUAUCGACAGGAAGUGAAAAUGCUGCGGGAGCAACUUUGCUAUGACCUCCUACAAAAAUGUCGUAAGGAACUUUCUGAGAAGUACAAUCAGGCCUCGGCAAAACUCGCAUCACCGGUUACCUGGAGUUUACAUCCCGCACACAAAAAGCUGACAAUUGAGAAGGUUUUUACCGAACCUGAAAUCGAUUACUCUCGAAGUGAGCUGAGACUGAAAUCUACUCUGUCUUUACUAGACAGCGAGCUGCAGAGUCCCAACAAAGUGAUCCUGUAUGGAGUAGCUGGGACAGGGAAAACUUCAAUAUGCCAGUUUUUGACACACACCUGGGCGAACAAAGAUGAACAUGGCUCUACCUGUGAUAUAUUAAUUUUAAUCAAAUGCAAAACCACGAGGCAAGAUAAUCUAGUAGAUUUCCUACUGGUUUUCCUUCCAGAAAGUAUGAAAGGAGUACAUAAGAAUGAUAUCAUGGUGCUAAUGCAGAAUUUGAAACUCAUGUUCAUUGUAGAUGCAUAUGAUGAGGCGACUAAUCAGGCAAAGGAGCUCAUUAGCGACAUUCUACAUACUUUACCAAGGAGCACCAUCAUCAUAACCACCAGACAACACGCGGUGUCAUACAUAGAGAUGAAGGUCUUUGAAGCCACUGGUUCAGAUUGUAUGCUUCUGAAAGUCCUAGGAUUUGGAGAGGAUAGACAGAAAAAGUACGUGCGAAAUUUCUUUCAUCUAACAUUGACGUCAGCUACAAGUGCCAGUGAAAAAGAAGAGGCAGACAGAAUGUGUACUGAAAUGGAGUCCUACCUAGACUCACUUGACAAAUGUCAUCGUGAGUUCGUUUCGUUGCCUCUAACUCUGUCACUCUUGGUCAUUUUGUGGCAAGAUAACUCCAAGAGUGCCAAGGAAGCUACAACAUUAACCAGACUGUAUCAGAAGAUAAUCAGAUACACCCUGAAGAGAUUCACUCCCGAAGAUUCGGAUGUGCGUCGAUGGAUUCUAGAUCUUGGCAAGGUAGCGUGGCAGAAUCUGAAUCGGAAAAGUCAAUGCCUCACCAACAAGGAUGUGGAAAAGUUGAUGGACUUGGGUGAUAGCCUAGGACUCCAGAAGAAACAGGUGUUGACAGCCGUCUUACAGAGUACAAGUGAAGAUUCUGCAUUAGAUCACAAGAAUUACUGGACAUUUUCUCACAAUUCCCAGCAGGAGUUUCUUGCAGCUGAGUACCUUGUGAAACAAAUUGUGUCUCAUGACAGAUUGUUGUCUGAAAUAUUAGAGAGCUACGUGGCAAAGAAAUUACAUCGAUACUUACAAGUAAUUGAGUUCGUUGCUGGACUGUUAGCUCUAGAAAAUGAAUUGUCAUUAGAAAGGGUUGAUGACAUUAUCAUUCUAAUUUCUGAUCAGACUCCAUGUGCUUUUGAAGUGAUAAAGAGACUGGCUCAUGACAUCAGUUCAGAGAACGAGCAUUUCCAUAGUAGAUUACAGAGCCUUUUCCGGGACAAAGAACUUCGACAUACUCUCGAUAAUUUUGACCCAGACUGCAUUCAGUGGAUCAUAGAGAAUACUGCCAUCAAAAUUCCAUCACAGGUAAUGCUCAUUAAUUCUGCACGUUCUGUCAUCAAAAUGAAAACGCUGCUGCACACACUAACCCAAAAGUCUAGCAAACCUCACGUCAUUGCAACCAUUGACAACAUGAAUGAUAUAGAGGACUUAAUAACUUUCAUCGAAGACCAUCGUGAGCUCAGCGUGGGCUAUACGCUUCAUAUUCAGAACUCGGUUGAUCUUUCCAUGUUGAUUAAGACCUGGAACUGGCAGUGGCCGCUGUACCUGCGCUUCCCCAAAAUUCUCUUUCCUCUCCUUUGGUGGGAGCUAAAGGUAUCACUAGUGGCGGCAGAUGUCAAGCUUUCAAGCAUCAAGUUCAGUGAAGACGUGACUCAUGCUAUAGACUUCAGGAAGGGGGUGGAGCAGUUGGGCCUCGAGUGGGUCGCCGAUUCAUCCCUGGACGCUAGUGAGGUUGUGGUCACCAGUAACUUGGUCAUGUCGUAGGAGAGUAGUCAUUCCAAAAGAUUGUUAUCUGUCAUUCCAAACCCAUUGUGUUCUAAGAAGGAUUUUUAAUCUGUGAAUGUAAAUUACCAUACGACAAUCCCAUUGACAAUCCCAUUGUUUUUCAGCUCUCUUACUGCUACUGCUUUAGUAUUACUGGCUUUUUUAGCCAAUCGAGCAAGGACAGAAUGGCUCGCUCAACCAUAAUGGAUCUGUGAUUUUAAAGUUAUAGUAUUAAGUAUGUUAUAGAAGCGACUUCCAGGCAAUACAAACUAAUUGAUAGUCAUGUAAAUGUAAAUAUUAUUUAUCAUAUACACUAGUUUUAUAACAAUUGCUUAUCUUAUUUUGAUAGAGGUGAAAUGUUUCAUUUGCAAUAAAACACCUUUGUUGAUUAA
Molecule: messenger RNA, 4368 nt
Organism: Penaeus monodon (black tiger shrimp)
Lineage: Eukaryota; Metazoa; Arthropoda; Malacostraca; Decapoda; Penaeidae
Exons: 2
Coding region: 296-3976 (1226 amino acids)
Source: RefSeq, a predicted model, not a curated record